Molecule: messenger RNA, 4816 nt
Organism: Poecilia latipinna (sailfin molly)
Lineage: Eukaryota; Metazoa; Chordata; Actinopteri; Cyprinodontiformes; Poeciliidae
Gene: llgl1
Product: LLGL scribble cell polarity complex component 1
Exons: 24
Coding region: 335-3529 (1064 amino acids)
Biological process (GO): regulation of establishment or maintenance of cell polarity; cortical actin cytoskeleton organization; establishment of spindle orientation
Cellular component (GO): cortical actin cytoskeleton; plasma membrane; cytoplasm
Molecular function (GO): myosin II binding; GTPase activator activity
Source: RefSeq, a predicted model, not a curated record
CGUGGGUGUUUCUGAGUGGUUUCUUGCAAAUUUCUUUGCCGUCAUUGGUUAAGAAUGACGAGUUUCGUGUGAACCGGGAUAGGGAGGGGGUUGUGGUCAAACCCUCAGCGACCUAAACAGCCCCGAGAGGAGAGGAGAGGAGGGUAGAGAAGAGUUGUCUCAGCAGCAGCUACAGCUGUAGCCCCGCGUUUAAAGCCUGCAUGGGCUCGUCCGUUAGCUAGCUUAGCAUAGUCCGCUGCGCCUCUCCUGCCGCUGAUAACUCCGGGCUUUCUUGCUCCGCGUUUUCCCCUCCGUCCCACCCGGUCGAGCUUGCUCCCCAUUACCCUCUUCGAAGAUGAUGAAGUUCAGAUUUCGUCGGCAGGGCACCGACCCGCAAAGAGAAAAGAUAAAACAGGAGCUCUUCGCUUUUAACAAGACGGUGGAGCAUGGGUUCCCCCAUCAGCCCAGUGCUCUGGCCUUUGACCCCAAGCUGCAGCUGAUGGCCAUUGGCACAAAGUCAGGAGCCAUUAAAAUCUACGGGGCUCCAGGAGUCGAGUUCACAGGGCUGCACAAAGACACCACCGCUGUAACUCAGAUCCACUUCCUACCUGGUCAGGGUCGUCUCCUGUCGCUGCUGGAUGACAACACGAUUCACCUUUGGGAACUGGUGGUGGGGCCCCACAGAGAAGUGGGUGGGGCAAAGAAAGAGGGCGGAGUCUGUCUUAAACACGUGGAUAAUUACACUCUGCCUGGAAGGCCUGGGAUUGAGAGCUGCAGCGCUACGCAUGUGACUGUCCUCCUCUUGCUGAAGUCAUGUGACCUGCUCUGCGUCGGAACAGAAGGAGGGGGCGUUUACUUUGUGGAGUUGCCCCGCCUCGAGUUAAGGGAGAGCCAGACGCUGCUGCAGGACCAGGUCACCCAGAGCCUGCCAGAUGAGUACAGAUGUGGGAAGUCAUUGGGUCCAGUUGAAUCCCUCCAAGAGCAUCCUCAGCAGCCAGGGAAGAUUCUGAUUGGCUACAGCCGCGGCUUGGUGGUCCUGUGGGAUCUGGGCACUCGCCACGCUGACCAGCUGUUCCUCGGCAAGCAGCAGCUGGAGAGCCUGGUGUGGGAACGCUCUGGAAGCCUGUUUGUCAGUUCCCAUAACGAUGGAGGAUACGCUGUGUGGCCCGUUACCAGUGGCAACGCUUGCACUCAUCAGCCAGUGUCAUCCACCAUCCCGUAUGGUCCGUUUCCUUGCAAAGCCAUCAACAAAAUCCUCUGGAGGACUUCACAGACGGGUUCUCCGGUGCUGCUGUACAGCGGGGGGAUGCCCAGAGCCAGCUACGGCGACCGCCACUGUCUGACCAUCCAGCAGGACAAAGAGCACGUCACUCUGGACUUCACAUCCCGAGUCAUCGACUUCUUCACCAUCCACAACAUGGAGCCGGACAGAGAGUUCGACGACCCGUCGGCUUUAGUGGUGCUGCUGGAAGAGGAGCUGGUUGUGAUCGACCUGCAGACCCCGGGUUGGCCCACCCUGCCCACGCCCUACCUCGCUCCCCUCCACUCGUCAGCCAUCACCUGCUCCUGCCACAUCUCCAGCGUGCCUCCUAAACUCUGGGAGAGGUUAAUCAACGCGGGCAAGGCGCAGCGGAGCCGGCAGCACACACACAUGAGCUGGCCCAUAUGUGGAGGAAAGAAUCUGGCGCCUCCACCCAAACAGCAAGAGCUGCUUUUGACCGGGCACGAGGACGGGACGGUGCGCUUCUGGGACGCGUCAGGCGUCGCCCUCACGCCGCUCUACAAGCUCGGCACGGCCAACGUCUUCCACACCGACUGCGACGAGCCGCCAGACCCCAGCAAUGACCCUGACAUGCAGCAGGAGGAGGAAUGGCCGCCUUUCAGGAAGGUGGGCUGCUUUGACCCGUACAGCGACGAUCCCAGACUCGGCAUCCAGAAAAUCAGCCUGUGCAAAUACAGCAGCAAGCUGGUGGUGGCAGGAACAGCCGGCCAGGUGAUCGUCCUGGCCCUCAACGACGAGCCGUCGGACCACUCGGUGGACGUGUCGGUGGUGGACCUGCUGCAGGACAGGGAGGGCUUCACCUGGAAGGGCCACGACAAGCUGGAGGCGCGCCUCAAACCCGCACCCUUCCCGCCAGGCUUCCAGCCGCAGGUGCUGGUCCAGUGCCUGCCGCCCGCGUCGGUCACGGCGGUGGCGCUGCACACGGAGUGGAACCUGAUCGCCUUCGGGACGAGUCACGGGUUCGGCCUGUUCGACUACCACCGGCGAAACACGGUGCUGGCGAGGUGCACCCUGCAUCCUAACGACUCGCUGGCGAUGGAGGGUCCGCUGUCCAGGGUCAAGUCCUUAAAGAAAUCCCUUCGACAAAGCUUCAGACGCAUCCGUAAGAGCAGGGUGUCUGGAAAGAAACGAGCCAUCACCACCCCAACCAGCAAGGUUCAGGAGGCCAACGCGGCUUUGGCAGAGCAGGAGGAAGUGGCUCCUGUGCAGCGACGGAUCGAGCCUCGGUCAGCGGACGACUCAUUGUCAGGAGUGGUCAGAUGUCUCUGCUUCGCUGACACAUUUCUGCGUGACGGUACACACCAUGGCCCCACGCUUUGGGCCGGCACCAACUCGGGCAGUGUGUACGCCUACGCUCUGGAGGUCCCCGGCGUGGGAUCGGGCCGCGCGUGUGAGCGGGGUGGAGCGAACGAGGGCGGCACGUGCGUGGAGGCGGUGCUGGGUAAGGAGAUCCAGCUGAUGCACAGAGCGCCCGUGGUGUCCAUCAGCAUCCUGGACGGGCGAGGGAAACCGCUACCGGAUCCGUACGAAGCCUCACAGGACCUCGCCAUCGCUCCGGACAUGACCAACGCUCACUCUGUCCUCAUCGCCUCGGAGGAGCAGCUCAAGGUGUUCUCGCUCCCCAAAGUGAGCGCCAAGACCAAGUUCAAGUUGACAGCUCACGAAGGCUGCCGGGUGAGGAAAGUGGCCUUGGUUCUCUUCCUCUCUGCUGCUCAGGAAGACUACAGCGAACACACACUCGUCUGCCUCACCAACCUCGGAGACAUGCACCUCUUCACCAUACCUGCCCUCCGACCUCAGGUGCGAUACGACUGCAUCCGCAAGGAGGACAUCAGUGGCAUUGCGUCCUGUGUCUUCACCAAAAACGGGCAGGGGUUUUACCUGAUCUCCCCUUCAGAAUAUGAAAGGUUUUCCCUUUCUGCCAAGGUUCUAACAGAACCGCUCUGCUCUGUGCAGCUGGACCGACCACUAGAGCCCACAGCUACCAGCGAUGGUACUACAAUGCACCCGCAGGCCAACGGGACCCACAGAAACCAAACGGGUCAGGCUGAGGGGCGAACGGAGGCGUCUCCCUGCACCCUGUCUUCUCCCAUCCUGGAGACGCCGCUGGACUCCCCCCUCAGCUGCGCCGACCUCACCCUGGACACCACCGGGGAGAUCACCGUGGAGGACGUCAGGGACUUUCUAACGACCGUGGACGAGGCCGAGAACAACCUGAGGAACAUGAAGGAGGAGGAGGGACGCUCCGCUGGCAUCCUCAUCAACUGAGGAGAGCUUCCUGGAGCAACUCGAGUGGUUUCCUCUGGAUUUCAGUGCUGGACCACAAACAUCUGCCAUGGAGCCACCGAGGAUCUCUCCCUCUUUGCCCUUACUGACCUGGUACAAGCAGGGAAGGAAGUCUUGUAGAUUCCUCCUGCUGGAUGAACAAACUGCUUACCCAUAACCACUUUGGAAACGCGACAGUGCCCCGCUCCACACAUGCAGACACAGAAGGCCCAGCAUAGGCAGCAUCACGGACGGACACGUCCUCCUCCUCUGCGCUCUGAAUGCGACCCGGCUAACUCUGUGAGGUGUCUGCACGGUUGGAGCCGGACGCGGUGCUCCGUCGCUAAACGUGCCACUUAAUGGGAUGGAAUCGCAGUAAAACAGAAGGUUCGAGGUUUUAAGCGUGGUUAAAAAAAAAAAUUAAAACAAAAAAGGUAAAUGAAGUAUUUUUUUGUGGGGGGGAAGUUGUAGCAUCUCCAUUCUUCUGGAUUCCAACGAGAACUGCUGAUUUUUUUUUUUUCUUCUUUUUUUGGCUAUCCAGGAUGUGAGAAAGUUUAUGUUGGCAUUGAAGAAACGAGUACUGGAACAAUGUAGGUGUUUUAUACAGUUAAGAUUGUUGCUCUAUUGAAUGUUUUUACGCUUGUAUGAGAAAAGUCUAGAUAUUUUAAUAACAAAUAGUUUGGGGGGUAAAGAGGAAUAUCCCACACUGUGAUUUAAAAGGGAACCACCUGGAGAAAUUAUUGGGAACCAGCGCAAGAUGAUAUUUACCGUUUACGUAGCAAAUAAAGUUCGACUUUUGAUCAUCUGGUCAAGUUGAAAACUGGGAUUUAAAUAAAAUGCAUAGGAAUAAAAUUUGGAGAAAGAUGAGGGAAAUGUAAGUGGUUCAAUAAGUUCGUAAAGUGUAAAAUGGUGCAUUGUGGGUCAUUUAGCCAGUGAGCUUCCAUCUGCCAUGUUUUUAAACCCUUUUAAAGUUUUACAGACUCUCUGGGGGUCAACAAGGUCAGAGCCCUAAAAACAAACAAAAGGGCUUGGAGUACAACUUCACUAAUGUAGCUCAGCUGGUAGUCUCAUUGAAUCACCUUUGUGUUUUUUUGUUUUGUUUUUCUUUUUUGUGUGUGUCCUGAAUGGGACAUGUCAUUAACCCUUUCAUGCUACAUGCAGCACAGUUUAGCAUUUUAAUCCCGCCAAGGAGAAGAGUUGUUCAGUUCCAUUUGUAGGAAUUAAUGAAGCUGUUUAGCAUUUUGGUUGAUGAACAAUUGUGAAUGUUAAUAAAAUGUAUUUACUCUGAAA